AUGUCAAUCGCAGAAUCAGGGAAACGCCUACAGGGCGGGCGCUUUAUAGAGCCCCCGCCCGCGCCGAAACGUGUUGAAACCGCUGAGUUUAGGAAUAAAGGCAAAGCUAGUGCAACAGACGACGCCACAAUAUUUGUGAACUGUCGAGUUAACGGGUACUAUGUUAAAGCUUUGGUGGACACUGGCGCAGCCGUGACUAUCAUGCACGAGGAUUUACUGGCGCGAGUACGUAAUAAAGGAACAGAAGUGAGACGCGCGACAAAAACAAUCGUGGGUGCGAACAAUACGCCUUUAAAUAUAAUUGUAAUUGCCGAGAUAGACAUUUCAGUAUGCGGGAAUUCAGUAACUCAUGACGUUUUAAUUUGUAACGAUUUAGCACAAGCAAUGCUAAUUGGAGUAGACUUCUUAAAACCUCAUAAGUGCGUAAUAGAUUUCGAGAAGAAUACAUUACGAAUAAAAAGAGAAGAAGAAACAUUGUCUUAUUCAAACGAGCGUAAAGUAUGCCGGGUUACAAUUGCCCAGUCUGUCGUUUUGCCAGGAAAUUCAAUGAUAACUAUUGCAUGUAAAGUGGAGAAUGGAACGAUUCAGAACAAUAAAAGUGGAGUUCUUGAGCCCAUGGUGCGAUUUGAAGAGCGCUAUAAAACUUGA
This is a messenger RNA of Paramuricea clavata, 648 nucleotides long. The record is from the annotation of a GenBank genome assembly. NCBI's taxonomy places the organism in Eukaryota, Metazoa, Cnidaria, Anthozoa, Malacalcyonacea, Plexauridae.